This is a messenger RNA of Diaporthe citri, 1197 nucleotides long. RefSeq lists its product as uncharacterized. The coding region runs from base 1 to 1197 and encodes 398 amino acids. The transcript has 2 exons. The record is from RefSeq and is a predicted model, not a curated record. Lineage: Eukaryota; Fungi; Ascomycota; Sordariomycetes; Diaporthales; Diaporthaceae.
AUGGAUCCAGCAACAAUUAUCGGCACCACAUCAGCUAUUCUCAGUUUCAUUCAAUUUGCAGGGAAGAUUAUCGAGACCGGGGUGGAACUACACUUCAAGAAGGCCAACGCCACUGAGUUCAACAAGACCUUGGAAGAAUCGGUGAAGGAGUUCGAAAAGAGGGUCGCUGACGGCAUCUACCAUAUUUCUGGAAAGCCAGGAAGUGGUAAGAGCACUAUGAUGAAGUUCAUUGACGGCAGCACCGAUGUCCAUAAAAGGCUGAAUCAGUGGGCGCAUCUUGACAACAAACCUCUUCUCAAAGCGAGCUUUUACGCAUGGAAACCUGCUUCUGAUGCUUUUGAAUGGAAGCCAGAGGACCAUUUAUGUAUAGAGCUGCUCAUACGGUCACUGCUACACCAACUGCUGACAAGUGCACGAAAAUACAUCCAGACCGUCUUCCCCCAGCACUGGAAUCCAGAAACGUUCACCGUGUUCAACACCAAGACACAGACAGAAGAUUCGAAACUCAGACUCAGUUUCUCUGAACUCCAGACUGCACUACUGGAGCUGCUUCAGAAGCACCUCACCCAGUCCUACCGAAUCUUCUUCCUCAUUGACGUCAUGGAUGAAUUUGGACAUCCACACGCGCAUGAACAGCUUGCGAUGACCGUUCAAAGCUGGUGCCAAUGCAGCCCCCAAAACAUCAAGAUCUGCGUGUCAAGCAGGGAGGACAAUCCGUUUCUCAACACGUUCCCCGUUCAACAACGUCUGCAGCUGCAUCUUCAUACGACUCGUGACAUUAAGAAAUUGGUGAAGACAAGGCUAAAGAGCAAUCCCCAUUUCCAAUCAAUCAGCUUCAAGAAACAGCACCGCAAGGAGCUAGUCCGAGCAAUGGUGGACAAUGCCCAAGGCGUAUUCGUCUGGGUGGUCGUCACCAUGAAUGAGCUUCUGCUUCUCUUGGCCGACCGUCAAGACUUCGCGACUCUGAAGGAGGUGGUUGAUACAUUCCGCGCCGAAGAAUUGGACGACUUUUUCAAGCAGAUAUUCAAUCGCAUCCCGCGAAGAUACCACCAGGAAGCAAGAGCUGUCUUCUCGGUGGUGGGCACAGUAUCGGCGUGUGAUGAUGUAAAAGACUAUUUCUGUUUACAGCACUACGCUGCGAUAUCGAAGUGCCUUACUCCCUCGGCACCUUUGUCCCAGCCAAACUCAUCUCUGUAG